GGGAGUCUGGGAGGUCUGGGGAGACAGCGCUGAAGCUUCUCACCAGCUUGGCUGGUGACAACCGGUGUGGCCCGGCCUGCGUCAGCGGGAGGGACUUGCCCACCUUGUGGGCUCCUCUGCCAGAGCCGGCGGAGGCUAGCGGGGCGGGGCGACUGCGGGGGCCCCUCGGAUACGAGCCGGGGGAGUUGCGAGGAGGCUGUCGGGGGCGCUCGGGCUCGCUGCCCAGGCCGGGCCGAGCCCCCGCGGAGCCCUAGAGGCGAACAGCCCAAGGGUCGGAGGCGCCUGGAAGGAGCUGCCUGUCGCCCCACGGAGCUGACAAGUGCCGGAGUUCGUUUGCGCCGCUCAGAAAUUGGCACGGAGCUUGGUGGAUCAUGUCUGGCACCAACAGCCCCGAGGCGGUUAAGAAGCUGCUGGAGAAUAUGCAGAGCGACUUGCGGGCCCUGUCCCUGGAAUGCAAGAAGAAAUUCCCACCUGUCAAGGAGGCUGCUGAAUCAGGAAUAAUAAAAGUUAAAACAAUAGCUGCACGAAACACCGAAAUUUUGGCAGCAUUGAAAGAGAACAGCUCAGAGGUUGUUCAGCCUUUUCUAAUGGGUUGUGGAACCAAGGAACCGAAGAUCACUCAGCUAUGUUUAGCCGCCAUUCAGAGGCUCAUGUCCCAUGAAGUUGUGUCUGAGACUGCAGCUGGAAAUAUAAUUAACAUGCUUUGGCAGCUAAUGGAAAAUAGUCUUGAAGAACUUAAGCUGCUUCAAACAGUUCUUGUUCUUUUAACAACCAAUACAGUAGUUCAUGACGAGGCACUCUCAAAGGCAAUUGUUCUUUGUUUUCGACUACACUUCACAAAAGAUAAUAUUACAAAUAAUACAGCUGCUGCUACAGUGCGACAAGUUGUUACUGUUGUUUUUGAGAGAAUGGUUGCUGAAGAUGAACGACACAGAGAUGUUGUAGAACAACCAGUACUAGUCCAAGGAAAUAGUAACAGAAGAUCUGUCAGUACCCUCAAACCUUGUGCUAAAGAUGCGUAUAUGCUUUUCCAGGACCUUUGUCAGUUGGUUAAUGCUGAUGCCCCUUACUGGCUAGUAGGCAUGACAGAAAUGACCCGAACAUUUGGCCUCGAAUUACUUGAGUCAGUCUUGAAUGAUUUUCCACAAGUCUUUUUACAACAUCAGGAAUUUAGUUUCCUCCUCAAAGAAAGGGUAUGUCCUCUUGUGAUAAAGCUCUUUUCUCCAAAUAUAAAGUUCAGACAAGGUUCCAGCACUUCAUCUUCUCCAGCACCAGUUGAAAAACCAUAUUUUCCUAUCUGCAUGCGUUUGCUGAGAGUAGUAUCUGUUCUGAUUAAGCAAUUUUACAGUCUUUUGGUAACUGAAUGUGAAAUAUUUCUGUCACUUCUGGUGAAAUUUCUGGAUGCAGAUAAACCACAGUGGCUACGAGCUGUUGCAGUGGAAUCAAUACACAGACUCUGUGUGCAGCCUCAGCUAUUGAGGUCAUUUUGUCAGUCCUAUGAUAUGAAACAGCAUUCUACCAAGGUUUUUCGUGAUAUUGUGAAUGCACUGGGAUCUUUUAUCCAGUCCUUGUUUCUUGUCCCUCCUACUGGAAAUCCUGCUACGACAAACCAAGCUGGAAACAGUAAUUCAGGUGGCCCUGUCUCAGCACCAGCUAACUCAGGAAUGUUGGGGAUUGGUGGAGGUGUUACUUUGCUACCAGCAUUUGAAUAUAGAGGAACUUGGAUACCUAUUCUGACUGUAACAGUACAAGGCAGUGCUAAAGCAACCUACCUAGAGAUGUUGGACAAAGUUGAGCCCCCGACUAUACCAGAAGGUUAUGCUAUGUCCGUGGCAUUCCAUUGUUUGCUAGACCUUGUACGUGGAAUCACUAGUAUGAUUGAAGGAGAGUUAGGAGAGGUUGAAACAGAAUGUCAGACUACUACCACUGAAGCAGUUUCUUCACCAACACAGUCAUCAGAACGGCAAGAAUUACAGUCAACAUCAGACCAAAUGGAUAAAGCAAUAGUUAGUAGAGCUGUUUGGGAAGAAAUGGUGAAUGCCUGCUGGUGUGGUCUGCUUGCUGCACUCUCACUCCUUCUUGAUGCCAGCACAGAUGAAGCUGCCACUGAGAAUAUUUUAAAAGCUGAACUGACUAUGGCUGCUCUUUGUGGAAGACUGGGUCUUGUAACUUCAAGAGAUGCCUUUAUAACUGCAAUAUGCAAAGGUUCCCUGCCUCCCCAUUAUGCUCUUACUGUAUUGAAUACCACCACUGCAGCCACACUUUCCAACAAAUCAUAUUCCAUUCAGGGCCAAAGUGUUAUGAUGAUCAGUCCAUCAAGUGAAUCUCACCAGCAAGUUGUGGCAGUGGGUCAACCGCUAGCAGUCCAGCCUCAAGGGACAGUAAUGCUAACUUCCAAAAAUAUCCAGUGUAUGAGGACUUUACUUAACUUGGCACACUGCCAUGGGGCUGUUCUUGGAACAUCAUGGCAACUUGUCUUGGCAACUCUGCAGCAUCUCGUAUGGAUCCUGGGAUUAAAGCCUAGUAGUGGUGGUGCCUUGAAACCUGGGAGAGCUGUAGAAGGACCCAGCACAGUUCUAACAACAGCAGUGAUGACAGAUUUGCCAGUGAUUUCCAACAUACUUUCAAGAUUGUUUGAAAGCUCACAGUAUCUUGAUGACGUAUCAUUGCAUCAUUUAAUAAAUGCACUUUGUUCCUUAUCCCUAGAAGCAAUGGAUAUGGCCUAUGGAAAUAAUAAGGAACCAUCUCUUUUUGCUGUUGCCAAAUUGUUAGAAACUGGUCUAGUUAACAUGCACCGAAUAGAAAUUCUAUGGAGACCUCUAACUGGCCAUCUACUUGAGGUGUGCCAGCAUCCAAACUCUCGAAUGAGAGAAUGGGGAGCAGAAGCUUUAACUUCACUUAUUAAAGCAGGAUUAACAUUUAACCAUGAUCCUCCACUUUCACAAAACCAGAGGCUGCAGUUGCUUUUGCUGAACCCAUUAAAGGAGAUGUCCAGUGUUAACCAUCCAGAUAUCCGACUCAAGCAAUUAGAAUGUGUGUUGCAGAUUCUGCAGAGUCAGGGAGACAGUCUUGGGCCUGGAUGGCCAUUAGUGCUUGGAGUUAUGGGAGCAAUCAGAAAUGAUCAAGGAGAAUCCUUGAUACGAACUGCAUUCCAGUGUCUUCAGUUGGUUGUGACAGAUUUUCUACCAACAAUGCCUUGCACUUGCCUGCAGAUAGUUGUAGAUGUUGCAGGUAGUUUUGGACUUCAUAACCAAGAACUUAAUAUUAGUUUAACUUCAAUAGGUUUAUUGUGGAAUAUUUCAGAUUAUUUUUUCCAAAGAGGAGAAACUAUUGAAAAAGAAUUAAAUAACGAAGAGGCAGCACAGCAAAAGCAGGCAGAAGAGAAAGGAGUGGUUUUAAAUCGGCCGUUCCACCCUGCACCACCGUUUGAUUGCUUGUGGUUGUGUCUUUAUGCAAAAUUGGGUGAACUGUGUGUGGACCCCCGUCCUGCUGUCAGGAAGAGUGCAGGGCAAACUCUGUUUUCGACAAUUGGUGCACAUGGAACUUUAUUACAGCACUCAACGUGGCACACUGUUAUUUGGAAGGUUCUCUUUCAUCUAUUGGACCGAGUUCGAGAGUCUUCUACCACUGCAGACAAAGAAAAGAUUGAGUCCGGAGGUGGCAAUAUUCUCAUUCAUCAUUCAAGGGACACAGCAGAGAAGCAAUGGGCUGAGACAUGGGUUUUAACAUUGGCCGGAGUAGCAAGAAUCUUCAACACUAGAAGAUAUUUACUGCAACCUUUAGGAGAUUUUUCAAGAGCAUGGGAUGUUCUUCUUGACCAUAUACAAUCAGCAGCACUCAGCAAAAACAAUGAAGUAUCUCUGGCUGCGCUGAAAAGCUUCCAGGAAAUUUUACAGAUUGUGACCCCUGUCAGAGACUCAGAUAAGCCUGAGACACCACCUGCAGUUAAUGUCCCUGUGCCUGUCCUUUUAGGGUCCAUAUCAGGCCCUGGCCUGAACAGGCCAUUUUUCAGAACAGAUUCCAUUGGAGAAAGACUUGGAAGAUAUAGCAGCUCUGAGCCACCCAUAGUUACUGAUGAGCUUGAAGAUUUGAAUCUCUGGUGGGCUGCAUGGAAUACCUGGUAUAGAGUUGGAUCUGAAAGCACUAAGCCUCCUAUUACUUUUGAUAAACUAACUUUCAUUCCCAGCCAGCCUUUUCUUACAGCUUUAAUUCAGAUAUUUCCAGCUCUUUACCAACACAUAAAAACUGGUUUCAACAUGGAUGAUUUGCAAAAGUUGGGAGUCAUACUACACAGUGCCGUUUCAGUCCCAAUAAGUUCAGAUGCAUCCCCUUUCAUUCUUCCAUCUUAUACUGAAGCAGUUUUGACAAGUUUACAGGAAGCUGUACUUACAGCUCUAGAUGUUCUCCAAAAGGCCAUCUGUAUAGGACCGGAAAACAUGCAGAUAAUGUAUCCAGCUAUAUUUGACCAGUUAUUGGCAUUUGUAGAAUUUUCCUGUAAACCUCCACAGUAUGGACAGCUAGAAACAAAACACAUUGCUAAUGCAAAAUAUAAUCAGAUCCAACUAUUUGCACCGGCGGAAUGGGUAGCCUUGAAUUAUGUACCAUUUGCUGAAAGGUCUUUAGAAGUAGUUGUGGAUUUAUACCAAAAAACAGCCUGUCACAAAGCAGUGGUGAAUGAGAAAGUACUCCAGAAUAUUAUUAAGACUCUUAGGGUCCCUCUCAGUUUGAAGUAUUCCUGCCCUUCUGAAAGCACAUGGAAACUAGCAGUAUCUUCUCUCCUCAAAGUUCUUUCUAUUGGGCUACCUGUUGCCCGGCAGCAUGCUUCUUCUGGAAAAUUUGACAGUAUGUGGCCAGAACUAGCCAACACUUUUGAAGACUUUCUCUUUACUAAAAGCAUACCUCCAGAUAACCUCUCUAUUCAAGAAUUUCAAAGAAAUGAAAGUAUUGAUGUUGAGGUAGUUCAGCUUAUCAGCACUGAGAUACUACCUUAUGCCAAUUUUAUUCCUAAGGAAUUUGUUGGUCAGAUAAUGACUAUGCUUAAUAAGGGAUCAAUACAUUCUCAGUCAUCUUCAUUUACAGAAGCAGAGAUUGAUAUUCGUUUGAGAGAAGAAUUUUCUAAAAUGUGUUUUGAAACACUGCUCCAGUUUUCCUUCAGUAAUAAAGUCACAACACCUCAAGAAGGCUACAUCUCACGAAUGGCACUCUCAGUGCUUCUAAAGAGGUCUCAAGAUGUACUACAUCGUUAUAUAGAGGAUGAAAGAUUAAGUGGUAAAUGCCCUCUUCCAAGGCAACAAGUAACAGAAAUCAUAUUUGUCUUAAAAGCAGUCAGUACUCUCAUUGAUUCACUUAAGAAAACUCAGCCUGAGAAUGGAAGUCUUCCAAAGUUUAAAGAAAGAAAAGUUGAUGGAAAUACCUGGGCACAAGUAAUUGCCUUAUACCCAACUUUAGUAGAAUGCAUCACCUGCUCAUCUUCAGAAGUCUGCUCUGCACUUAAAGAGGCACUAGUUCCUUUUAAGGAUUUCAUGCAACCACCAGCAUCCAAAGUUCAAAAUGGAGAAUCUUGACCAGCUACAAUAAAUUUUAAGAAGAAUGAUAUACGAAAAUGUUUGCUCCUCAGUGAAUUUUCUGUGAGAAGGACGUUUCUUACUACAAAUAAUUCUUGGCAGCUGUUGUUAGCCUCCUUUAAAUUGUACUUACCUGAGUUAAGUAAUUCAUAUUACAAGCUUACAUGUCAACAAAGGUUCCUGAAUGAGUAGCAGUGCAAGCCUUUAAUAAAUUAAACUGAUGGGAGAGAUAGUUAAUACUACAGCAUACCUGCUACCAUAUCUUCAGUUGGUGAUUUAAAAGUAAGCUUAUGUACAGUUUGUGGUGUAUGUGUUAAUGAUGUACUUUUUCAAAAGAAAGAAACUUCAUUUUGUCAGAUUUAUUAGGCUGGUGUUUUUGCACCCUUUUUCUAGUACAAAAUUGUACUAAAAUUUUAUGCAAGAUGGUACUGUAACAUUCCAUAUUGUCUAUAACCAGCCUUUGUAAACAAAGGGAACUGAUAUACUUGUGUGUAUAAUAAAUGGUACAGUUCUGUAUAAAAUAGUUGCAUUUAUUAUUUAAAUUUUUAAAAUAUUGAUAAUGUUAAAUGCUUGAAACUGUAUUUAUUAUUAAUACAAAGUUGUUUGCUUACAUUUUUACUUAUAAUUUGCCUUCUUAAGUGGCAGAUAUGUUUAUCGUGUGAUCAUGCAGUUAGCUUAAUGCUUAUUUUAAAUGUAUUUACUAGUGACUAUUAAACAUCUGACCAGAAAGGUCAUGAGAACACAGCAGCAGAUAGUUUAUGAUUUGCUGAUAUUGCAACUUUGAAGUAUAGGUUAUUAUUAAAACUUAAUAUAUUGAGAUAAAUUGUAGCACUAUGACUCCAUCAUACCUCAUUUCUUUAAAUAUUGUUCCCAGAUUUCACUUAAGUCUGUCUCUUUUUAUAUUUGCUGUCUGGAUUUUAAAGACUAUUUUAUAUUUCUACUGAUUUUUUUUUUUCCCCACUGAAUAACAACAUUGAUCACUGUCUUUGAAAUAUGACCCAGGCAAGAUAAUUUUAGAUUUCCUAAAAUUUUGCUGUGAGGUUUUGUUCAUUUGAGUGCUUCCUUUUGUAACAUAUUCUCAAGAAGAAAAUAACUAUGCUAACCCACAAAUAUAAAAUAUGUGUGUAUUCUAAAACAAUGAGAAGUGUAUUUUUAGAGAUGUGAAGCAUUUAGAAGUACAGUAAACUUUCUGUCAUGGAGUAAAAUGCUAAUUUUGUUUCACUUUCCUAUCUUAGUGAAGAAGAGGAGUGCUCUUGAAUACACUAACUUAAUUAUUUCUUAAAAAACUGGCCUAGCUCAGUGUAUUUUUUUCUUUAAUGGAUUAUGAUAUUAUAUUUUUCUUCUGAGUUAAAUUUUCAUAAUUAUUUAUGUGAAGACUCAAAGAUGUUUUAAAAAUGAUUAUUUGUAAGAAAUUAUGAUGGUCUUAGUAUUAUUUUAGUGUUCUGGAAGGCCUUUGAUUUUAAUAGAAUUUAUAAAUUUCAGCCUCUCUAGAGUAAGUAUAAAACUACAAGAGGAUAUUAGAAUUGAGUAAUGAAUUAGACACAGUUUUGAGGCUGUUGUAAUUGUGUAUUUAUUUAAUUUGCACUAGUAUCUGUGAACAUGUGAUACGGUCUUUUUUUUCGAGCGGAUGUUAUUUUUCUUUACACUAAUUAAUGAAUUUCUAUUUUAUAAUUUCACCUAAAAUUAAGGUAAAAUAUGGCAUUU
Molecule: messenger RNA, 7268 nt
Organism: Physeter macrocephalus (sperm whale)
Lineage: Eukaryota; Metazoa; Chordata; Mammalia; Artiodactyla; Physeteridae
Gene: MON2
Product: MON2 homolog, regulator of endosome-to-Golgi trafficking
Exons: 36
Coding region: 372-5564 (1730 amino acids)
Source: RefSeq, a predicted model, not a curated record